AGAAGGAGACAAAAGGUGGAAGACAAUUGCUGUGCGUCGUCUUCAUGCCCUCUCUUCGGAGAGAGAGAGAGAGAGGUUUGGCUUUGAUCAUCGGAAGAUAUUUGCAUUCGGAAAAGCGAUCAAUGCCGGUUUUUUAACUCUCUUUCUUUUCUGCCGAGAAUCAAUUCCUGUAUUGGUUAUUUGCUUGAAAUGAACGGUUCUCUGGGAUUUAAGAGCUUAUAAGUUCUUAGUUUUGAUGUAAUUUAUGCCCUAGCUCAAAUUUUGCGAAAGUAUUAGUGAAAAAUUGUAAAGACAUGAGCUGGAAUCCACCUAUGGAAGUUCAUUACCAAAACCACCCCACACCCUAUAACUCAAUUGGAAGCUUUGUGGAUUUUUUUGGAGGUCUUACUUAUGACCAUGUAAAUUACAUAUUUGCAGAUGCUAAUUACAUUCAGGAGAAUGGUUAUAAUGCCUACCCAGCAACAAAUACAAGUUUGUACAAAUUUGCUGUAUCUGAACCUGGAAGCUUCUCAUACUAUGAAUAUGGAAAUGGCUAUGUAGUUGAUAAUCAUAUCCCAGGUAGAGAAGAAUACAGCGAGCAUCCACAGAAUACCUCUGUGGUGGCGGAUGAUCAGGCUGCUGUUUCAAAUGUACACCAGGAAGGAAAUUCUGUCUCCACCUCGCAUGCACAUCUUGUAGAAUGUCCUAGGAAUCAUCAAGAUGCUCGUGAUACUGAGGUUGUUUGGCAAGAUAGUAUUGAUCCUGAUAACAUGACAUAUGAGGAGUUACUCGAGCUAGGAGAGGCUGUUGGGACUCAAAGCAGGGGUCUCUCCCAAGAUCAAAUUGAUUUGCUUCCAAUAUCAAAGUUCAAGUGUGGCUUUUUCUUCAAAAGGAAAUCAAAAUGUGAAAGGUGCGUGAUUUGCCAGAUGGAGUAUAAGCGAGGCGACAAGAGAAUCACUCUUCCUUGCAACCAUAUUUACCAUUCUGUUUGCGGCUGCAAAUGGCUUAGCAUCAAUAAGGCUUGCCCAAUUUGUUAUAAGGAGGUGGUCAUCCAUGUUCCCCGGCACUGAUACCUGAUUUCUCACAAUACAAUACUGCAUGGCUUACUCUAUCUCCUUUGCUUCCUUGCAAAUUCCCUUGGAUUGAUUUCUCCAAAGAUAAGUGUCCCUGUUUUUUUGUUCCUUGUUAGGUUCUUAGAUGAGAUUGGGUGAUAUGUCGCUUGGGUGAUAUGUCGCUUGGGUGGGAGUAUUGUUAUGCUUCAUAAUUAUGCCUUCUAUGUUCGAAAGAAUUACAUGGCCUCUGCUCCCGUCCGUCUUUCGAUUACUCGUAAUAUCCAUGUUGAAGAAGUUGCUGAUU
Andrographis paniculata is the source of this 1335-nucleotide messenger RNA. RefSeq names its product E3 ubiquitin-protein ligase BIG BROTHER-like. The transcript is spliced from 9 exons. The coding region runs from base 294 to 1049 and encodes 251 amino acids. Gene Ontology annotation, biological process: negative regulation of organ growth; protein ubiquitination. The record is from RefSeq and is a predicted model, not a curated record. Gene Ontology annotation, molecular function: ubiquitin-protein transferase activity; ubiquitin conjugating enzyme binding. Lineage: Eukaryota; Viridiplantae; Streptophyta; Magnoliopsida; Lamiales; Acanthaceae.